This is a messenger RNA of Symbiodinium pilosum, 378 nucleotides long. NCBI's taxonomy places the organism in Eukaryota, Dinophyceae, Suessiales, Symbiodiniaceae. The record is from the annotation of a GenBank genome assembly.
AUGUAUUUUUUCUUUGAUGGCGGUGUUAAAGCCAUGGCGACCAUCAUGGGGCCUCCUGACUGUCCGUAUUCUGGUGGAGUGUUCUUCCUGAACAUCAACUUCCCAUCCGACUACCCCUUCAAGCCGCCAAAGGUGCACUUCACUACGAAGAUCUACCAUUGUAAUGUGAAUUCGAACGAGGCGAUCUGCCUCGACAUCUUGAAGGACCAGUGGAGCCCAGCGCUGACGAUCUCCAAGGUCCUGUUGUCCAUCUCGUCCUUGCUGACGGACCCGAACCCCAACGACCCGCUAGUGCCAGAGAUUUCGCAGAUCUACUUGAAGGACCGGGCCAAGCAUGAUGCCACGGCCCGUGAGUGGGUGCAGAAGUACGCCACCUGA